AUGGAGUUGGACGAGAAGAUGCUAAGCUUAAUAGUUUCGAAGAUGGGCCCGGCAUUGAUGAUCUCCCUUUCUGCAAUUGGCGGGGGCCUGGGUUUUAUCGCAGGGUCUGAAGGAAUCUGCAAGGCUGCGGAGAAUGCUGUCAAUACCACCUAUUCUCUUGUUCCCAUCAUCUUCAUCACAGCUCCGACAAUGUACUCUGUAAUUCUGUACUUCAUGGUCUAUGACAAAAGGAUCGACUCCCUUAAAGAUGCUCUUUUGGUCUUGAGUGCAUGUGUGGUUAACGGCGUGUCUUCGGGUGUUGCUGGGUACUCGAUAGGCCACUCGGCAAAGGUUGCAUGUGUCACAAGAUCCCAGCAGAAGAAAUUCAACAGCAUCUUCUUUCUGAUACUGAUAUUUGGGGAGGUUGUUGGUCUUCUUGGGCUUGUGUGUGCGAUGGCUAUAUCAUCAAGUAUAGGCAGUAAAUGA
Messenger RNA from Encephalitozoon cuniculi GB-M1, 465 nucleotides. Its product is annotated as H(+)-transporting V0 sector ATPase subunit c. NCBI's taxonomy places the organism in Eukaryota, Fungi, Microsporidia, Unikaryonidae. The coding region runs from base 1 to 465 and encodes 154 amino acids. Gene Ontology annotation, molecular function: proton-transporting ATPase activity, rotational mechanism. The record is from RefSeq and is marked provisional. Gene Ontology annotation, biological process: proton transmembrane transport. The transcript has a single exon. Gene Ontology annotation, cellular component: proton-transporting V-type ATPase, V0 domain.